AUGAUAAUAGCAUGGCGUGCAACUUAUGCGGGUUUGGGGCCGACUAGCCCUGUACACGAUAUGCCCAACACAGUUGAAGCCAUGAUAGCUCUAGCAAUUUACACAAAUGGAUGUCUAUCAGCUGCCAUAAUUGUGAACGAAACCAAGCAAAACAAGAGCCCAAAAAUCCUAAUCCCCAAAGCAGCUUUUUUUACCAUGUUUUCCCUCUUGGAUCUACUCAAUACAGAAAGCGUCGGCCUAGGCCUCCGCCGCCCACUUCCACCUCCACCGCCAGUUUCGCCGCUAGUUUCUGGGCCACCCAGAUCAGUCUUGGCCACUAUUGCCAUAGGCUCUGCUACAACAGACCAGUUCACAAUAGCCGGAUGA
Messenger RNA from Fraxinus pennsylvanica, 366 nucleotides. The record is from the annotation of a GenBank genome assembly. NCBI's taxonomy places the organism in Eukaryota, Viridiplantae, Streptophyta, Magnoliopsida, Lamiales, Oleaceae.